AUCAACAAAAGAAAAAUAGCGUAGCAAGCAUAGCUUCAAAUAUUUGAAAAAGUUUCUCGCUUCCCACGUUUGGCAACCACAUCGAAGAGAUCCCUGCGCCUUCGUACAGAUCUUUAAGAUUGUAAAGAUGGAUCCAAACGCAGUUAAGUCCACUCUGUCCAAUCUGGCAUUUGGAAACGUAAUGGCUGCAGCUGCUCGCGAUUAUCAGAAGGAAUUGCUUGCUCAAGAGAAGGCACAGGCAUCAAAUUCUGUUAAUCAAGAGGUUGACCUCGAUGAGUUAAUGGAUGAUCCUGAGUUGGAAAAAAUGCAUGCAGAUAGGAUUGCAGCUCUUAAGAAAGAAGCAGAGAAACGGGAGGCAUGGAAGAAGAAAGGUCAUGGAGAAUACAGGGAGAUAACCGAGGGGGAUUUCUUAGGCGAAGUCACUGGGAGUGAAAAAGUGAUUUGUCACUUCUACCAUAAGGAGUUCUAUAGAUGCAAGAUAAUGGAUAAGCACUUAAAGUCCCUUUCUCCAAAGCAUAUUGAUACAAAAUUUAUCAAGCUUGAUGCAGAGAAUGCGCCAUUCUUUGUUGCAAAACUAGCUGUCAAGACUUUGCCCUGUGUCAUACUGUUCAGACAAGGAGUAGCUGUAGAUAGAUUGAUAGGAUUUCAAGACCUGGGAGGAAAAGAUGAUUUUAUGUCAAAAACACUGGAGGCUCUGCUGAUAAAAAAAGGCGUUAUUGAGGAGAAGAGGGAUGAGGAUGAUGCAGACGAUUCAUAUCAUGAAAAUAAACAUAGAGCCAUUAGAUCCUCCGUAAUUGCUGAUUCUGAUUCUGAUUAACUUUAAUCAGCUGGUGGCAUCAUAAAAGAAGAAUCUGCAGUUUAUCUUGUUCAUAUUUUUUUGGAUUUUGGGCUUGUAUAAUCGUUGUUACAUUUUUAGUUUGUUUGCUUUUGGGAAGGGGUUUGAAUCCAUGUCUAUUAUACAGGAACUCUACCGUUGUAUAACUAUUGCAUGAACCUGUUAUUUAAGGACUCACUCCUAGUAGGAUAUUGCUAACAGUUCUACCAUUUAAAGAGUGUCAAAAGAUAGAACUAAGAUCUAUAUUUGUAACGGAAGAAAUUGAUAUAGAUCUAAAAUGGAUUUAAUUUUUGUCCAUUGUGAGUGCAUUAGGACCCAUUAUUGUCUAUCAUUGUACC
Messenger RNA from Abrus precatorius (Indian licorice), 1173 nucleotides. RefSeq names its product thioredoxin domain-containing protein PLP3B. The record is from RefSeq and is a predicted model, not a curated record. Gene Ontology annotation, cellular component: cytoplasm. NCBI's taxonomy places the organism in Eukaryota, Viridiplantae, Streptophyta, Magnoliopsida, Fabales, Fabaceae. Bases 128 to 817 code for a protein of 229 amino acids. The transcript is spliced from 9 exons.